Lachancea fermentati is the source of this 1896-nucleotide messenger RNA. The record is from the annotation of a GenBank genome assembly. NCBI's taxonomy places the organism in Eukaryota, Fungi, Ascomycota, Saccharomycetes, Saccharomycetales, Saccharomycetaceae.
AUGGGAAGCAAAAGAACGCCCCAAGACUACAUAUUUCGAGAGAAACUGGGGCAAGGUUCUUAUUCCACGGUGUUCCGGGCGGUGGAACGUGGUGAAAGUGGACGAAAUUAUGCGAUCAAAGUGUGCUCUAAGAAACACAUCAUACGCGAGCGAAAAGUAAAAUACGUGACGAUUGAGAAGGACACGUUGAACUCACUAGCUUGUGGAGGUCAUCCGGGCAUUGUCCGGCUAUUUUGCACGUUUCAUGAUGCUGACAAUCUGUACUUUGUUCUCGAAUACGUCAGUGGAGGUGAGUUAUUGGGCCUCGUGCAGCGAGUCGGACAACUUUCAGAAGAGUGGGCUAGGCAACUAAUGGCGCAACUUGUCGACACCGUAGACUACAUGCACUCCAAGGGAGUGAUCCAUCGAGACCUGAAGCCCGAGAAUGUGCUGUUAUCCCAGGAGGGCCGCGUGGUCAUCACCGAUUUUGGAGCUGCGUGCAAGGCCGAAAAGAGCGUGGAUGAGAGAACUGCAUCAUUCGUUGGUACAGCUGAGUACGUGUCGCCUGAAUUGCUUCUGCAUAGUCAAUGCAGUUUCAGUUCAGACGUGUGGGCUCUAGGGUGUAUUUUGUUCCAACUAAUGCAAGGAACACCGCCUUUCCGGGGCGAAACAGAACUUCAAACGUUUGAAAAGAUCGUUUCAUUAGAUUACAAAUGGCGCACGCCUGCUCCUCCUGCAGUAGUUUCGCUUGUGCAGCGCAUACUGGUGCUGAAUCCACAAGAACGUGCUACAAUCGCACAGAUAAAGGCGCAUCAGUGGUUCCAAUCUAUCGAUUGGAACAAUAAGGAGAAACUAUGGCGCGGGGUUUGGCAAUUACGCCAGCAGGCGAAACUACCCAGGCCUAAUGGGCGCACGCCGGGUUCGAUGCCAGCUGCGACGGCUGCUGCUCUCGCAGGUCGCACCGCAUCAGGUCAACUGCAUGUCAUAGAUACACCGGCAAGCGGCAUACGCAUCGCAAGACGUAAGCCAGUACGUGCAACUUCAACAAGUACAAUCGUUGAAUGGAGGAAAAAACUCGGACUGGGCACUCUGCCGACACCAGUUGGAACGACUCCGCCAGCAUCAAAGCCUUCGUCAACGCCACAAUCCGUACCCAAGCAAGCAGUGGUAGCAACACCUGGGAUUCCUAGACCUCCGUAUUCUGCUCCGCCUACACCUGGAUCUCAGUCUCCUCGCCCUCUUACACCUCCAACAUCAGCUCCCCCUCCAGUUUUAAAACGAGAUAAUAUUAACAUUUUAGAAAUCCCUUAUGUCCCUAAUUCACUUCCUAUAUCAGUCUCAGGCUAUUCUGCAGUUGACGAUUCAAUUAUUACCGAGUUUGUGACUAAUAGUUUCAAGAAAUUACUAGAAAGUUCAACGAAUUGUAUCUUAUCCCUAGACGUUCGCGGCCAUCUUACUAGUAAGAAACCAAAUCAAGCGCCAAGUUUCAUGGUGUCGGUUUCCGACCCAGAUUUAUCAAUGUAUGAUUAUGAGUUCGAUGAGAAAAGUAACACAGGCUUUUUAAUUUUGGAGAAGUAUAAGAAACGAUUAUGGUUUUUAUCUAUAACACAAGCCAAACUGGAUACACCGAUUCAACCCGUUAAUCGGGAAAAAUCGUGGGUCGAGUGUUUCUUCACAGCCCGGAAGAUGAUAAAAGAUUCAGAAAGUCCGCGUGAAUCACAAAAGCAAAAACCUUUAUCAGCAGGGAAGACUGUACAACCAAAGAGAAAGGCAUCUCCAAAAUUUGCUGCACCCCCAAACAUGGUUCUGAGCUCCAGCCGAUAUGAAGUUCUGCAUACAUUGUCAGCAAAGGGUGUCAAGGGUGGAGAUGCGAGCAGUGGGGCAAGCGCAGCAUUCAAAAGUUUACAGCAAAGAUGA